GGAAGGAAGGAAGGGUGGGAGUGAAAGAUUGAGAGAGAGACCUUUAGUUGGUGAAAGAGCAAGAGAGUUGGAGGGGGAGAGAGAGCAGUUUGGACUGGUGCUCACACACCGUAGUAACACUGGGCGGAGAGAAAACACCGUACUUCAAUGAAAAAGGACUGGUAGGUAGGAGUGUGUGUGUGUGAACAGAGGACCGUGUGGGAGUGCAGCGAGUUGGAAACACGUGAAGACGGCCCCCAGCACGUUUCGUUUGCUUUCGAGACGGUGCAAGUGGAGACCUUCAGCCACCAUGAGUAUUAUUAUAAAGCCGCGCUCACGCUCCACCAGCUCCCUGAAAUGCGCAGAAGGUUUCGAUGUGGAUAAUGGCACGUCGUCAGGACGCAGCCCAUUGGACCCGAUGGCCAGCCCUGGGUCGGGUCUCAUCUUGCAGGCCAACUUCGUCCAUAGCCAGCGGAGGGAGUCGUUCCUGUACCGCUCCGAUAGCGACUAUGACCUCUCACCAAAGUCAAUGUCGAGAAACUCCUCCAUCGCCAGUGACAUACAUGGAGAUGACAUGAUCGUUACCCCUUUUGCACAAGUCCUGGCUAGCUUAAGAACUGUACGGAAUAACUUUUCAGCACUGACAAAUGUACAACAAGAAAGAGCCUCCAACAAGAGAUCACCCAUGUGUAACCCUCCACCCAUCACAAAGACUACAUACACAGAAGAGGCCUACCAGAAGCUGGCCACAGAGACGCUGGAGGAGCUUGACUGGUGCCUAGAUCAGCUGGAAACCCUGCAGACACGGCACUCGGUCAGCGAGAUGGCCUCAAACAAGUUCAAGAGGAUGUUGAACCGAGAGCUGACCCACCUGUCGGAAAUGAGCCGCUCUGGAAACCAGGUGUCCGAGUUCAUCUCCAGUAAUUUUUUAGACAAGCAGCAUGAAGUGGAAAUGCCGUCUCCACAGUCACAGAAGGAUAAGGAGAAGAAGAAGCGGCCGAUGUCCCAGAUCAGUGGCGUGAAAAAGCUGACUCACAGUUCCAGCCUCACCAAUUCCAACAUCCCUCGCUUUGGAGUCAAGACGGACACUGAGGAAGCACUGGCCAAGGAGCUUGAAGAUGUGAACAAAUGGGGCCUUAAUGUUUUCAAAGUCACAGAGUUCUCUGGCAACAGACCUUUAACAGUUAUGAUGUACACAAUAUUCCAGGAGAGAGACUUAUUAAAAACAUUUAAAAUUCCACUCGACACCUUUAUAACGUAUCUGAUGACGUUAGAAGACCAUUACCAUAGCGAUGUUGCCUACCACAACAACAUCCACGCUGCUGAUGUGACUCAGUCCACUCAUGUGCUGCUCUCCAGCCCUGCUCUCGAGGCUGUUUUCACAGAUUUAGAGAUUCUUGCUGCCAUAUUCGCCAGCGCGAUACAUGAUGUCGAUCAUCCUGGCGUCUCCAACCAGUUCCUCAUUAACACUAACUCUGAGCUGGCUCUUAUGUAUAAUGACUCGUCUGUGUUGGAGAACCAUCACCUGGCUGUGGGCUUUAAGCUGCUGCAGGAGGAGAACUGUGACAUCUUCCAGAACCUCACCAAGAAACAGAGACAGUCGCUGCGCAAGAUGGUCAUCGACAUUGUUCUGGCGACAGACAUGUCGAAACACAUGAACUUAUUGGCAGAUCUGAAAACCAUGGUGGAGACAAAAAAAGUGACCAGCUCUGGAGUUCUGCUGCUGGAUAAUUAUUCAGACAGGAUACAGGUGCUACAGAACAUGGUGCACUGUGCAGACCUCAGUAACCCCACCAAGCCACUGCAGCUGUACCGCCAGUGGACUGACCGCAUCAUGGAGGAGUUCUUCAGCCAGGGAGAUCGCGAGAGGGAACGUGGCAUGGAGAUCAGCCCCAUGUGUGACAAACACAACGCUUCAGUCGAGAAAACCCAAGUGGGCUUCAUUGACUAUAUCGUGCACCCGCUAUGGGAAACCUGGGCAGACCUGGUGCACCCCGAUGCCCAGGACAUCUUGGACACGCUGGAGGACAACAGGGAGUGGUACCAGAGCACCAUUCCACAGAGCCCAUCCCCCGCACUGGACACAAAUACAGAGGGACGUCGCACCACCACCCAUGACAAGUUCCAGUUCGAACUCACGCUGGAGGAGGACGGAGAAUCGGACACAGAGAAGGACAGCGGCAGCCCUCCAGACGAGGAGGAGGAGGAAGAGGAAGAGGAUGAGAACAGCUGCAGUGACUCUAAAACCCUUUGCACACAGGACUCUGAGUGUACUGAGAUCCCCCUGGAUGAACAGGUGGCUGAGGGGGAGGAGGUAGGAGAGGAGCAGAGAGAGGAAGAGGGCGAGAUAUCAGAACCCUGUGUUUUAGUGGAACAGGAGGAGGAGGAGGAGGAGGAGGAAGAGCAGGACACUGCCAAUACGUAACACACUAUAAGAGAACAUACGGACUUCUUUUAUACUAGACAUGAGAGCCACUUAUUUAUGAAUAAGCUGUAGGGUUUUUCAUAUUUUUAUGUUUGUGUGUGUGUGUGUGUGUGUGUGUGUACUGUACAUCUUUUUCCAAAAAUGUUAUUCAUAAUUGUUUCCCUAUCACCAUCACUGAUAUCAUCCAUAUGGUCUUUGUUUUCAUCUUUUAUCCAUGCCUAGUGCCGUUUUACCCAUUUUUGUACUCAGGAAAGUCUUUUCCACGCACACAUUUGAAACAAACAUUUGUCUUUUUUUUUUUUGGUAAUUCGUCCAUAUUUCUGUUUUUAACUAAGGUGGUAUUUAAAAAAAAGAGAGAGAGAUUUGUGUAGUUUUCAGUUUCAUUUGCCAAAAAACACCUGUCAGACCAUCUGUUUAUUUCCAAUGUUUGGUUUGAUGGGAGCUUCAUUGCAUGGAGACACAUGCGGCUGGUAGACAUUCACGCCACAAUUUGAAUGUUAUUUCUUCCUCAAAGUCUAGAUCUACUUUAUUUGCAGUGCUUAGUGUAGAUAGACUCAUUACCAAAGCUAAUAGAAAUGACUCGUGGCACAAGGAAAUCAAACUGAAAAAGAUUUACAAUCGGCAUCUGCCAAAGAGUGUUUUUGUUUUUUGCUUUUUUGUUAUGCGACAUCAUGUUUAUGAAAUAACAUUUGUCUAUAAUUUAAUGGAAAGAGUGCUCCGGAUUUUUUAUUUAUUUUUUGCAGGCCUUCGGUUACAUAGUAACCGACGCGAUUUUAUUUUCCCAGUGUUGCUUAGACAAGCCUUAAGAUUUUGUUGCCUGUCAAAAAACGGACUAAACCAGAAUUUUCCUGUUCCUUCGUCUCUUAAAGUGAUGUACAGGUUGAACUAAAGAUUCGUGACCAGGCCAAAAUGGAGACAGCAAAUUGAAUGAGUUGUUUCAUUAUUUUGUCAGGCUUCAUUGUUUGUAUGACAAAUUUCUGUUUCGAAGUCACUGGUGCCAAGACGUAUGCUGACUCCUAAACGGCUCUCUACUGCUUACCUUUUUAUAUACACGCACUGAUCACUUUAUUAGGAGCACCCGUACACCUGCUUAUUCGUGCAAGUAUCCCAUCAUCCCGUCAUUGUGGCAUCAGCACAAUGCGUAAAAUCAUUGCAAAUACAGAUCAAGUGCUUCAGUUAAAGGUGCUAUAUGUAAGAACAUUCAACAAUUAACUAAAAACUAAAAUUAUCAACAGAAUGUGAAGAAAUAACAGAUUUGACGUUAUGUCAAAGACAUCUAUGUAUUCUGUUUCAGAGAUAUCUACGGAAGUUAGCGUGUUAACCAGCUAGCCCCGAGACAGGACGGGCUACCCGUCUCGAAAUACUUUGUACCUCAAGAGGCGAUAGUGGGUCAGUGUAGCGUCCAGUCUAGAAUGAGAGAAGUAGUAGUGCUGCCCCAAGGGCAUAUUGUAACGUCAAUCAUGUUGAAAGUACUGCGCCCAGUUAUAAAGAGUGUCAAGUUACGUCACGCCGUGUUGCGUGUUGGGACGGGGCUCCAUCUUGUGGCCAACCUGCCCUGUUUGCUGUGCUGGUUACCUGCUUACCUUGUGUUUUGCUUGGAUAAAAAGUUGGUUAGGGCGGCACGGUGGUGUAGUGGUUAGCGCUGUCGCCUCACAGCAAGAAGGUCCGGGUUCGAGCCCCAUGGCCGGCGAGGGCCUUUCUGUGCAGAGUUUGCAUGUUCUCCCCGUGUCCGCGUGGGUUUCCUCCGGGUGCUCCGGUUUCCCCCACAGUCCAAAGACAUGCAGGUUAGGUUAGGUGUGAAUGGUUGUCUGUGUCUAUGUGUCAGCCCUGUGAUGACCUGGCGACUUGUCCAGGGUGAACCCCGCCUUUCGCCCGUAGUCAGCUGGGAUAGGCUCCAGCUUGCCUGCGACCCUGUAGAAGGAUAAAGCGGCUAGAGAUAAUGAGAUGAGAUGAGAAAAAGUUGGUUAAAUCUGAUGGAGAAGGGCAAAGAGAAAAGCAGCUGAGAGGACGGACUGGGCAUUUCCUUGUUUCUUAUAACAGGAAUAGGCACCACAACUUUCAGGAAAUAUACUGCCCCCUAUUUGUUUGGAGUAUGAAUUCGACAGGUGGCCAGUUUUUACAUAUAGCACCUUUAAAGUUCAUUAAUAAUCAUCAGGACAAGGGGAAAUGUGAUCUCAGUUACUUUGACCAUGGCGUGGUUGUUGGUGCCAGAUGACCUGGUUUGAGUAUUUCAGUAAGUUCGGUAUGAUCUCCUGGGAUUUUCACACACAUCAGUCUCUCUCUAGAGUUUACACAGAAUGGUGUGAAAAACAAAAAACAUCCAGUAAGCAUUCUUUGUUUUUGCACCGUUCUGUGUAGAUGAUACGAACAUUAACGGAUGCUCUUGCCAAGCAUCUGCAUAGUUUAGCGCAUUGCUCUGCUGCCGGUUAAUUGGUCGAUUGCAUCAGUGAUCAGGUGUAAUGGUGUUCCUAAUAAAGUGCAUGGUGAGUGUAGAUAUUACAACUACCAUGCAGUCAUUAGCACAUAUUGAUACUAAUGACUACAUGUGGUAUGAAGCAAUAUCCAACUUUCAUUGACAACCAAACACAGUGAUACUUCAUUUCCUUGUCACUGGGAUGGUCCCAUUAAGAGAACAUGUUCUGUACCUUCGGGAUGUAUCUUAUAUUUGGGAAUUAUGUGGUGUAUCUUUUUAAAUUGCUGUCAAAUUACAGUUUCAAAGGCGCAUCAGUGGUCCAAGUACAUAUCUUCACUUAUUAUACAUACAGGACACUUUCAGUGGAAUCAAAACGUGUUCUAUUCCCUUCUAGCGGGUUUCAUUCAUUUGCUUUGAUAGCAUGCAAUAUCGUUAGCAUAUUGCUUAUCUUACGUGUAUUACAUCCCUCUUGUCAAGUCAAGUUUAUUUUUAUAGCGCUUUUAACAAUAGACGUUGUCGCAAAGCAGCUUUACAGAAUUUUAAUGACUUUAAACAUGAGCUUAUUUUAUCCCUAAUCUAACACAUACCCUAACACAUGCUCUACCCAAUGGAGAAUGAGCAUUGAAUAUGGUUUACGAUAUUGCAUGGUUGUCAAGACAACAUAACAUCACACGUUGGAGAAGUAAAACUUCCGCACUAGCAAGCGACUGUGACAAUUUGUAAACAAACAUGGCCGCCAGGUUUGCUUCAUUAAAUACAGAAGAUUUUGACAGAAUUUUGAAAGAGAAAGACGCGUUGAACACCCGAAAGGAAUGUGGAUGUAUAAUAAUGGCUUUUUUUUCGCGGUAUAUCAGAUAUAUUCCAUUCAGCUAGCAUGAUAUUGAACUCGUCUUCGACUCGUUCAGCUGAAUGGAAUAUAUCUGAUAUACCACUCAAUGCCAGCCAAUAUUAUUUAAUUAUUUGUAAAGGUAAAAGAUGUAUACUAAAGGUACAAAGAUACCCCCUUGAUGGUACCAUCCUAGUGAUGAGGAAAAGUACAGUUUUGGUACCUUUUUUUGAGAGUUGAAUCCUUUCUUUUGAGAUUCAACCAUACUGUUGAAAGAGCUGUUCAAUGUCUUGAAUAUUCAAUGUUGAAGAUUUUGUACUAUUUCUAGGUCAUUAUUUUGAAAAGAAUGCAAAUUAGAAGCAUUUUUACGAGUAGUCUCAGUCUUUUGGACCCCUGUAUACAAGCAAAAUCCUUCUGACUCCUAAGGCUUCACUUUAGAUAACAAUGGGGGAACGGGUCAGAUCAGAAACACCGAUGCUAGGCAUGAAAAUUAAACUCAACAAAAUUUUGAAUCAAUCACGAGUGUUUUAGAUCAGUGUGUGUUUUAAACAUCCGUAAGAUUCAGAGAUUCAGCGGGAAACUACACAGCAUAAUGCUUAAAUGUUUAUAACUGGUUAAGAUGAGCCUAAGGCUGAAGGCCAGUAAGUCGUCGUCAUCAUCAUCAUCAUCAUCAUCACUCCUCAUUAUAGUUUAAAAAUCACAGGGUAACCAGCACUAAUGUGACUUUCCACUGAAGCUUGCACUCAUUCGCCCCACAGUCCACCUGUUCAGUUUGUGUUUGGCAUUUUGAGCCAUUUCUAGUUUAUUUCUAUUAUUUUUCUUUCUGCUCUUGUAGCAUGGUGAUAUCAAAUCCAACUGUAGCAGCAGGAAGGUGAUGAAUGAGGAAGUGGGAGUAGAUUUUGAUUAGAAUGCAGUAACUCUAAUGUAAUCAAGUGUGUGGGGGGGUUCUUUUUUUUUUUUUUAAGACGACAAAAUGUAUAAAGCUCCUGCCUUUAGAAAUGGCCUGUCCUUGGAUUUUUUUUUUAAUUUCUUGUCUCUUUGCCAAAUGAUUUUCUCUCCAUCGAUUAAUCCUCAGCCAGUUUCCUUGCUUUCAGUGGUUUCUCAUUUCCGUCUGUUUACAUGUAUUUAUUGUGCUGUACAGUACAUACUGUUGUUCUUACCAUGUUGUAAAUGAUUCUAUCAUCCCUAAUGGUGAUGGUGUUGCUGUAUUACACAACUCUUAUUGAGAGAAUGUUUUAUUCUUAUUCAGUAUAUUAAGGACCCAUCUAUAAACAUCUCCUACGAGAUUGUUUUGUGUGGAGGAGUGAAGAAAUCCAAUUUUUUUUUUGUGUCUUCUUUCUGUAGAGAAACAGCAGUCCCUUGGCCAGAGGGUUGUGCCUUAAACUUUUUUAUUUAAGUUUCUUAUCUUCUUGCUGCACUAAAGAAAAAAAACCUACUGGCUGGAAAUUGACCUUAAUGUAUUUUAUUAUUGUUAUUUUCCUUAUUUUAAGUGUGAGAGAUGAAUAUUUCUUUUUGUCAGGUAAUGAAAAGGCCAGUACAGAGGAUUGUUUGGUAUUUAAAAGUAUAUCGCUACAUUCAGCAGCACGCUGUAAUGCUGGGUUUGUUUUUUGUUUUUACCAGAACAGAUUUAUGUGUUUUUAUAAGCUGUCAACAUAUGAUUAUGUGCUAAAUUAUGGAAAUAUGAGAUAUAUACAGUCCCCUCCGAAAGUAUUAGAAUACCAAGGCCACGUCAUUUGUUUUUAGUAUAUACAAAAGACACCACAGAUGAGUAUGAAACAAUAGAUCAGAAUUUCAGCUUUCAUUUCCUGAUAUUUACAUCUAGAUGUGUUAAACAACUUAGAACUUAGCGGACCACCCAAUUUUUAGGUGAAAGUAUUGGAACGGAUCAUCUUAAAGUAAAGAACACUUAAUACUUGGGUAUAUAUUGGUUGGUUUUUAUAUUUACUUGCAGUAUCAAGCUGAUGCUGACACGAUCGCCACCAACCUUGACCGAUGAGCUCGUAUGUUUUGGAUCAUGAGCAGAUCCUUUCUUUGCUUGCUUUUCUCCCACUGACGGCUCUCUGGGUUUCAUGGUGGUUUAACCUUUUUAACAAAAAUUGUCGACCCAGAGUUUAAACUAAGAUUAGCUAUUAAUUAUUUAAGCAAUCAAUCUAACAGGGCACACCUGGGCACCUACCAGUCACGUUCCACUAUUUCUGAUCACUUGAAAAAUAAGUGGAUUCAAACAAAAGUACCAUGUUCGAAGUUGUUUGACCCAUCUAGAUAUAUCAGGAAAGUAAAGCUGAAAUUCUGAUCCAUCAUCUCAUUCAUCUUUUGAGCUCAAACCUUCAAUGUAUCGCAAAAACAAAAGAAUUGGCCUCGCUGUUCCAAUACUUUCAGAGGGGACUGUGUGAAUGUGUGCCAAAGCAGAACUGAAAAGCUCUAGCUCGGUGUAAUUUUUUUUUUCUUCUUCCCCAUUUAGAUUGACUGGAUUUUCAGUCUCUGUUAAUAAUUAAUUUGACAGAAACAAAAGAAUCAUGCUAGAUCAUUACAAAUACAGUUUUUUACUAACAUCUGUGUAACAUGCAAUAUAAAAAGAAAAAAAAAACACUUUGCAUUUCCAUUGGGGACAUUAGGCUUUUUUUUAUUUUGGAUAAAGGAUGGAAUGUCUUUAUAAACUCCAAUCCUUGAGUGGAGGCUAAUUUUGACACACAUACUGUAGAUUCCUAAUUGCCCUAAAUGGAUAGAAUCAGUGUCUCUUUUCCUUUUUUUUGGUCUCAUGUCAUCUUUUUACAUCAUCCAAAAAACUAAAAAUAUAUAUAUAAACUAUUUAGGGAUAACUAUUUUUUGUUAUGUGACUUGAAUGCCAACUUAUCGGGAGGUUUCACAAGACAAUGUAGUUGUUUAAUGGAUUCCUUAUUUAUGACAGUCUAUUGGAUAGAACUGUAGAAGUAAAACUUGUAAAAAAAAUAAUAAAAUAAAAUAAAAAAUAAAAAGUUAAAAUUGAAUAAAAAUGUUUUAUAUGCACC
Molecule: messenger RNA, 8651 nt
Organism: Neoarius graeffei (lesser salmon catfish)
Lineage: Eukaryota; Metazoa; Chordata; Actinopteri; Siluriformes; Ariidae
Gene: pde4d
Product: phosphodiesterase 4D, cAMP-specific
Exons: 15
Coding region: 290-2404 (704 amino acids)
Biological process (GO): signal transduction
Cellular component (GO): perinuclear region of cytoplasm; cytosol; nucleus
Molecular function (GO): 3',5'-cyclic-AMP phosphodiesterase activity
Source: RefSeq, a predicted model, not a curated record